AUGUCGGCAUCCGAAGUACAGGAAGGGGCUGCUGCCGCCCUCGAGGAGGUUGCUACUACCAAAGAGGUCCCCAAGGAGACGGUCCAGGAGGUCACCAACGACCACGAGAAAGAAGACGCUGCUUCCUCUCCCGUAACAGAGACAAAGGACAAGGACAACCAGCGACCAGCCUCUCUCGCUCCCUCCACCGACUUGUCCGACACAGACGACAAGGACACCGUAAGUCCCAUCCCUUACUUGCCCCUGGGGAGGACAAGUAGGACAAGUGCAACCCAAAACUUCCAGAUGCGCAAAGCAAGAGGGCCUACCUAG
Sordaria macrospora k-hell is the source of this 312-nucleotide messenger RNA. Lineage: Eukaryota; Fungi; Ascomycota; Sordariomycetes; Sordariales; Sordariaceae. The record is from RefSeq and is a predicted model, not a curated record.